Chara braunii is the source of this 2457-nucleotide messenger RNA. The record is from the annotation of a GenBank genome assembly. NCBI's taxonomy places the organism in Eukaryota, Viridiplantae, Streptophyta, Charophyceae, Charales, Characeae.
CGACGAGGACGACAGGCAUGGUGGUGAUGAAGUGGCCCGACGGCGGCGAUCCCGUCCGUGAUGAUGAUGACGGGACACAAUGAUGACGAUCACGAUGAUGACGAUGAUGACGUGGUACAGCGGCGACGAUCUCGACGAUGAUGUUGAUGAUGGUCAGGUGACGACGUCGAAGCAGGGUGGGUCAGGUGGGUUCGAACCGCUCCGAUACCAGUGUAACGAGCCUGAGGCUGAGGAUUUCGUCAUACAGGCUUUUCGGAAGCCACUCUAUGGAGACCGAUUUCUGGAGGUUUCAUACGACUACAUCUACGGCAAGGGACGGAUCGAGAUCUUGAUCGGUGCCACUGGCAACAUUUCCCUCGCUGAGCAGUUGUACCUUCGAAGCUUUGCGGACGAGGAGAUGGCCAAAUGUAUGGCAUAUAUCAGCAAGAUUGAUCCUAUGGCAUCCUUUGACAUCAGCUACGUGGUUCCAGAGUCGAUGGCCACUCAGGAUGGACUCCUCCCUUCAGGUCUCUGUAUCGGGACGACUGAAUUGGGAGAAGACUUCGCUCGAUUGGAUUUGGAUGAAGACUUCUCGGAUGCACAAACGGAGUGGCUCAGAGACCAUGCAGUCACGGUCCAGUUUCAUCAGGAAGUCGGAAACCUAUCCAACAAUAUUAAGAAACAGCUGAGUCGGGUGUACGAGAACUCUUGGUAUGACAAUGGAGAUAUCGAUUUAGACACGAAACGGGGCCGUUAUCAGAAUGAGGGGAAAAACCUUGCUACAUACGUGGCAAGUACCAAGGAGAUCGCAGACUGGUUGAGGCAGGAGGGUGGUGUGGCCUUGGAGCUGAAGGGUAAAUCAUACGAUAUCUGGUUUAUACCAUGGAUGGAUUUGGCGGAGAUGAAAUUCCUCAAAAGCACAGGGAAACCUAAGAUAUUCUGGAUACGCUGCCUGAACGUCCCCCUGCAACUUAUGGCAGCUCUCCACAUUGCGGUAGAGCAAAAUUUUGGGAAGGUAGUUAAAUUGCACCCGUUUGAAGAAUUCUCCGAUGAACCUGAGCCGGGUAAUGUGCGUUUUGAUUUGGAUCCGCUGGCCGAACUGCGUGUAAAGAGGAAGAUAAUUGUGGGUAUCCCAAAAAAGGGGGAAUACCACAUAGAGGUCAUAUCUGCGGCCACACCAUGGUGCAAUACCUGCCGUAUGCAUUAUCAUACGAAGACGAAUGCCUGCUGUUUGGCGAAGGAAUCGGAUCCGUUUGUAGACCCUCCUACCAAAGAGUCUCUCCCACUCCCCCCCUUUUCUGGAUUUGUACCAAUGGGUCAGACGGUAUCAACCUCAGGGUGGAACAGAUAUCAGAAACAGGCUGUUAGGAAAACAGAGGGAGCUGCGCAGAGCCCAUCAUUUGGGAUGUCUGGGACCAAAAAUGAUCCAAAGGAACUCACGAAAGGGAUUCAACAUGGAAAGCUGAGAGAAAAAAUACCUGUUAGUAAGUCAGGGAAAACGUCUCAGAUGAGCAAAACCUCCACAGGACAGAAGGAAGUCUCGAAGUCCCCUGUACGUUCUUUAUCGGGGUCUUCGGAGAAGUCGAUGAACUCGGAUAAAAUGAAGGAAGAUCACAAAAGUCCUGUGAAUAAGAUAAAUAUUGACGCAGCAGAUGCAGAUGCAUCCAGAGCUCUUGAGGAUUUGAGACGAGUCAGCAGUGCUAAAACUACUAAAGGUCCGAGCUCAUCCCCUUUGAAGAGGUCCCGUAUCUUGCCGGAUCCAGGAUCACGAGAACACAGUAGGAAAGGGACGGAGGAAUCCAGCUCCAGUUCAAGCAGGGAUACAAGCAGGGAGUCGUUGGAAAAAAGGGGGUCCUAUCGAAAAACCUCUGCUGCGUUGUCAGUAGCGGGACCAAUCCGCUCGCUAACAAAGGAGCAGAUGGCAGUUCCUCGCCUCUUGGUCCCCAUUAUUUUAGUGGCGGGAGCAGAUCAGGUUGUUUUUCUGACAAGGACGGAUGACAGUGGAACGGUAUCCAUUCCCUCUACUCCAAUUGGUAUGAACGAUUGUUUGACUGAGCCCUUUAUUCUGCGAAAGGUGAAGGGAUUAGUACAUGAAGGACUCCCGGCCCGGAUGAUUCCAAACCUGAAUAUGGGAAUCCAUACGGUGGAGAGGAACAACGAGCCGAGUGCCCGACUGUACAUGGCCUGUAUCGAAGGGAAAAUUGAUGAUACCCAGAUUCUGAAUAUUGAAUGGGCAGGUUUUACGUGGACACCUCUAAUUCACCUCUCUUCUGCCAACAAUGAAAGCUUAAAUUGGAUCAGAAUCACGGAGGAGAUCUCUGCUACGGCGACUGCAGAAUGGCUUCAGAAUGCAUCUCAAAAGGGUGUGCUCUUGGGGCCACCUUUCUUAAGCUACCUGCGCCUCCCAUGGGAUUCCACUGUUAACAAAAGUAAGGGAAGCGCAUGAAAGGACCCCAAGAACAAAUCCCUGAUGGGAAA